Molecule: messenger RNA, 480 nt
Organism: Papaver somniferum (opium poppy)
Lineage: Eukaryota; Viridiplantae; Streptophyta; Magnoliopsida; Ranunculales; Papaveraceae
Product: N66 matrix protein-like
Exons: 1
Coding region: 1-480 (159 amino acids)
Source: RefSeq, a predicted model, not a curated record
AUGGCAGGUAUGCCUCUGAAAAGAAAACAAUCAUCUGGAUGUCAAAAUAGGAAGAACCAAAAAAAGAGAUUGGCAUCUACUAAAUCUCUUGCAGGUUAUUUUGAUAAGUUUUUGAUUAGGAAUCAACCAAUAGUUGGGAACGCCACCAACGAAGAUGAUGCUACAGAUGAUAAGGGUAUGAAUGAGAACGAUGGUAUUGCUGAUAAUGGUAUGAAUGAGGGGAAUGUAAGUGAUGGGACUGCUGAUAAUGGGAUUGAGGAGGAUAAUGUGAAUGUUGGUGUUGCUAAUAAUGGUGUUAAUGAGGGGAUUAAUGGGAAUGUGAAUGUUGUUGUUGCUGAUAAUGGUGUUAAUGACAAUGAGAAUUAUGGAUGUGCUGCUAACAGUAUGAAUGAUGGUGUCUAUGAGGUGAAUAAUGAGAAUAAAGGUUCUGAUGGUGAUAAUAGAGAUAGAAAUGAGGAUGAUGCAAACACAACAGCAUAA